AUGGCAGACUGUGGUCUGAAAACGCCCAAGCCUCUCGAUGUCUCAUCGCAGUCGCCGAACACAUGGGACGAUUGGCUACAGAGCUAUGAGUGGUAUGUUACAGACAUACAACUGCACAAGAAACUCCCAGAAGUCCAAGUCGCCAACUUCAUGACAGUUAUCGGUCAGGACGCGCAGAAUGUGUACAGAACGCUUUCCCUCAGCGAUGAAGAAAAGAAGCAAUUGGAAGUCGUGAAACAGAGAUUCAAGGAACACUUCACGCCAAAAGCUAAUCACGCCUAUGAAAGAUACAAGUUUAACGAACUGAAGCAGAAAGAAGGCGAGACGUUCAACGAGUUCCUUACCGCCGCACGACUCCAAGCGAAGAUAUGUCAGUUUGGCGAGCUGACAGACGAGCUACUUAGAGACCGUAUUAUCGUCGGUAUCAGGAACGACGACGUCAGAGAAAAAUUACUGAGCGAUCCGACGAUCGAUCUGCAGAAAACGGUCAACACGUGUAGGGCAAGUGAACAGGCAUCUCAACAGCUCAAAGAGAUAGCGAACAAAGAUACAAAGGUAUUGGACUCCAUUGGAAAGAAGAAAACGAAGAGUACACAAAAGAUGGACACAGAGAUGAAAGAGCAAACAAAAAAAAAACGACAGGACCAAGAAAAGCGUGUACCUUUUGUGGAAGGUUCCACAAACCUAGAGAAUGCCCCGCAUAUGGCAAAACUUGUAACAAAUGCCAUAAGAUGGGACACUUUGCAGCUGUGUGCCGAACGAGCAGAAACUUAG
Ornithodoros turicata is the source of this 774-nucleotide messenger RNA. RefSeq lists its product as uncharacterized. The record is from RefSeq and is a predicted model, not a curated record. The coding region runs from base 1 to 774 and encodes 257 amino acids. The transcript has a single exon. NCBI's taxonomy places the organism in Eukaryota, Metazoa, Arthropoda, Arachnida, Ixodida, Argasidae.